Amphiprion ocellaris (clown anemonefish) is the source of this 4897-nucleotide messenger RNA. Its product is annotated as caspase recruitment domain-containing protein 11. The transcript is spliced from 24 exons. Gene Ontology annotation, molecular function: protein binding. Gene Ontology annotation, biological process: regulation of apoptotic process. Bases 372 to 3527 code for a protein of 1051 amino acids. The record is from RefSeq and is a predicted model, not a curated record. NCBI's taxonomy places the organism in Eukaryota, Metazoa, Chordata, Actinopteri, Pomacentridae.
CAGUUGUGCCGGAGCUGAAUGAGGACACUUUUUCUAUCUUUUGGGGAUGUUUUGUGACAUGAACAGCAGUUGGGUUGAGCUUGUGAAGGAUCCGUAAGAGAACAAUCGCUGGUUGAAAGCGCCAUCUGCUGCUUGGGGACAAUAGCAACACUACACAUGCUUGUUUCUGUCGAAGCAUGUCUACAGAGAGCUAACGGAGAAAAUACGCACGACUGGGACUUUACUGGUAGCGACUGAGGGAAAAGGAGUACGUGCGUAAAAGAGGACCUGUGCGUAAAAGAGGACCUGUGCGUAAAAGGAGGACCUAUGCCCCCUCCACUCAGGUGACGCCCACAUACAGUGACUUCACCCCCUCGCUGUUUCACUCCUAAAUGGGAUGUAGAAGACUUGAUUUCACUGGGCUUUAUUUGGCGUCAUCUUCGCAGGUGGAAGACAUGAGUGGUGUUACACUUUAUGUGGAGGAGGCAGACAUAGUUCAGGAUGAAGUGCGAUCUUCUCCCUCGUGGACUGAGGAGCGCUGCGAGGAGAUGUGGGAUCGUGUGGAGGGAGUACGACACAAGCUGACCCGAAUCCUCAACCCAGCCAAACUCACCCCAUAUCUACGCCAGUGCAAGGUGAUGGAUGAGCAGGAUGAAGAUGAAGUGCUCAACUCCACGCAGUACCCUCUACGCAUCAGCAAGGCUGGCCGUUUGCUGGACAUUCUACGAGGUCAGGGCCAGCGAGGUCUGCAGGCCUUCAUGGAGUCCCUGGAGUUUUACCAUCCGGACCAGUACACACAGCUGACCGGAGAGAAGGCCACGCAGCGAUGCUCCCUCAUACUGGAUGAGGAAGGUCCGGAGGGUUUGACUCAGUUUCUGCUGCUGGAGGUGCGUAAACUGAGGGAGCAGCUUCGAAACAGUCGCAUGUGUGAGCGACGCCUGUCUCAGCGCUGUCGGAUGGCAGAGGAGGAACGAAGCCGAGCUGAACAUAAAGCUCAGGAGUUACGGCACGAAAGGCUACAGCUAGAAAGGCUGCGUCAGGACUGGGAGUCGGCCAGUCGAGAGUUGGGAAAGCUGAAGGAGAGACACCUGGUGCAGGCUGUGAAAUACUCCAGAGCCUUGGAGGAACAAGGCAAAGCCUCGACCAGAGAGAGGGAACUGCUGAGGCAGGUAGAGGAGCUUCAGUCCAGGCUGAUAGAGACAGAGAAAAAAACAACCGAUCCUCCAGAGACUACCAAAACAAACACUCUUCGCACUAAUGGAGUAAACGGCUCUCCACCCGCUUUACCACAAAAGCCACCGCAUUGCACUGAGGUGGAGAAAGCCGAGAAUACAGCACCUCAGAUGAGAAACUCAGUUCCCACCACUGGAGUCAUUGCUCUGAUGGAUAUCCUGCAGCAGGACCGUAGGGAGGCUGCAGAGCAGAGGCAGGAGCUGUGCGAGAUGAUCACCAAACUACAAGGGGAGCUACAGAGCAGCGAGGAGCACAGGGACAAGGUGGAGUCGCAGUGCGAGCAGCUACAGUUAAAGGUGAGGACUCUCCAGCUGGACUGGGAGACAGAGCAGAAGAGGAGUGUGUCCUAUUUCAACCAAAUCAUGGAAGUGGAAAAGGAGAGAGAUCAGGCCCUGCGUAGUCGAGACAGCCUGCAGUUGGAGUACACCGACUGUCUGCUGGAUAAGAACCGUCUUCGUAAACGCAUUGCGGAGCUGCAGGCCAACCUGGAGCAGCAGCAGAGAGAGCUGGAGAAAGAGAGGGAGCGUUGCCGGGAGCAGAUGGAGCAGAGCAGCCCCUGUCUGCACUGUUCCCACCUGUCUCUGUGCAGUGAAGACCAGUGCUUUGGCCCCUGCUGUUCCCUUGGGCUGGACCUGAGCCCCCAGCCCAACAGCACUCAUCUCAUACUGAGAAAGACGCCCUCUAGAGGCCAGACCAAUGAAAACUCGGACAAUUCUCCUUCCAACUCAGACGAUAAUCUCUUGUCAUCAACAAAAGACAAUGAAAAGGAAAUAAAUCGUCUCUCCACGUUCCCGUUUCCUCCUUGUAUGAACUCUAUCAACCGACGGGUUAACACAGAGUUUGACUUGGACUCCUGGGGCAGUGAUGAGAAUGAUAACAUCACAGGUGAACAGAGUGAGCCGUCUUUGUGGGAUUCCUGUGCCUCCUUACACUCUCAUCUCUUCCCCCCUGACCUGGUCAACCUGCCCACUGUCCCUUCACACAACGCCACGCCCAGCGUAUCCAGUAAUCCCCCCCGCUCCCCGUCUUCAAGUCCCCCCACCUCACCGAGGCAUGGAAGAGACAGUCUGGCGGAUGAUAUCGUAAUAGUUGGAGGAAACCAAACUGGGAUCUUUAUCAGCCAUGUGAGAUCUGGUUCCCCGGCUGAACAAUGUGGACUGAAGGAGGGCAGUGAGCUGCUGGAGCUGGAGAGGGUUCUGUUUGGUGGUGGAAGUGUGCUGCUAAGUCAGUGCACGGCUGAGGUAGCACACUUUUCUCUGCAGUGGUGGACAGAACCUUCAACACUCAAACAUCAGAGCAACCCAGAAGCCUACUCAAAGCUGUGCUCUCAGCUUUCGUCGCCUACGUUUUUGGGUGCUGACUCCUUCUAUGUGCGCGUCAAUCUCAACAUUGAACCUCACGGUGAUCCGCCAUCUCUGGGUGUAUCCUGUGAUGACAUUAUACAUGUCACAGACACAAGGUACAAUGGAAAAUACCACUGGCGCUGUUCCUUGGUUGACCCAAGCACAGCCAAGCCCCUGCAGACGGGGACGAUGCCCAACUACAACAGGGCGCAACAGUUGUUACUUGUAAAGUUACGAAAAAUGGCGCUGGAGCAAAAGGACUUCAAGAAAAAGUUUUUAAAGAAAGUAUCCGUCCGUGUACGACUGGUGAAAGCAGUGGACCCCAGCUGCCGUGGGAUCGGUUCCACACAGCAGGUGCUUUACACGCUCAGCAAGCGUCACGAGGAGCACUUAAUCCCAUACAGUCUAGUGCAGCCGGUGCAGGUUCAGACGAAGCGGCCCGUCAUCUUCUCCCCAUCCCUGCUCUCCCGUGGUCUGAUAGAGAGGCUGCUCCAGCCAGCAGAGUCGGGUUUGAAGUUCAACACGUGUCCACCGGAGCCCAUUCAGGCCUCAGAGAGACAAGACAAGAGAGUAUUCUUGCUGGAUUCCUGCAGUCCAGAGCAGGCUCUGGGUAUACGCCUCCAGUCAAUACAGGACGUCAUCAGCCAGGAUAAGCACUGUCUGCUGGAGCUGGGGCUGCCCAGUGUUGAGGGCUUACUGAGACAGGGCAUUUACCCCAUCGUCAUCCAUAUUCGUCCCAAGAACAAAAAGCACAAGAAGCUGAGGAAGUUUUUUCCACGGUGUGGGGAGGACAGCGUGAUGGAGGAGGUGUGCCAGGCCGAGGAGCUGCAGCUGGAGACUCUGCCCCUGCUUUACUACACGGUGGAGCCCAACACCUGGAGCUGCACUGAGGAGCUGCUGGCUGCAUUGUGUAAUGCUAUUCACAGCCAGCAGAGGGCAGUAGCCUGGGUUGAACUGGAUAGGCUGCAGUAGAAGACAGACAGAAUGCCUGUUAUGUAUUCAUAGCCUCAACUAGAUUCUAACCAGAUUAGAAAUUCAAAGUAGAUUGCAGCUCUCUGUGUAGCCCAGCUGGACUGGCUAAAGUGGUAGAUUAUUUUUAUCAUAAUUAUUUUAUUAAACCGAUUUGAGCCACACAAGAAAGAUACAUGUCUGCUGGAAUUUCUGUACCAACAGGAAUUAUAGUGUUACUUUCUUCUCCUUUCGACAGCUUCAGACUACACUUUAAGUUUUAUUUUAUGACAGCUCGAGGGAUCACACAAGGUGCCCAUUUUUUGAUCAUUCAUUUAUUUUGUGAGUGGAAAGAGAAGCUGUAAGGACACAAAGACAGACUAAAGUGUUAGGUUAACCCUCCUGUUGUCCUCAUUUACAGGCUCCAAAAAAUAUUGUUUCCUUGUCUGAAAAAAAAUCCAAAAAUUCAGCAAAAGAAUUCCUCAAAUUUCUAAAAAAUUUGCAAAACCUUCAGGAAGAAAAUUCCAAUAAUUCCUUAAAAGUUUCCCUUAAAAGUUUUAUUUUAAAAAAUCCCACAAAUUUGGCAAGAAAAUUCUUGUAAAUAUUGUAAAAAAUGAGUGAAAAUCUUCCAAAAAAAUCCUAAAAAUAUCUAGUGAUUCCAUAUAUAUCAGUAAAACUUCUAUUUUCUUUCAGACCAUUCACAUUAAAAUCAAUCAUUUUUUUUGUGAACGUUCUUAAGAAACAUUUUUCGCAUUUCUUUUACCACCAAAAAAUGUUCAGCGAUUUCCCAAAAAUGUUGAAAAUGUGGACAUCAGAAGUUUCACUGUGAAAAUAUUUUUUUUCCCCACAUUUUCAAACUUUAAACCGGGUCAAUUUUGACCCACAGGACGCCACAAGGGUUAAAGGAUUGUAGUAUGUAGGGAUGUAUUGGAGGGUUAAAAUCUGUUCAUUUGCAUUUCGUUUUUGAAAGUAUAAACACAAUCUUUCAAAAAUGCAGUUCCGACCUUCGCAUUUUUGGACAGAUGCACAUUUUUCCGUACUCAGGCUAAGCUUCACCACAUUCAAUUUGAAAUUAAAUAAUGGAUGCUACAUUAAAAUGCAAAGAUUUUAGUUUAGUUUGAAUCAGUUUACCUUACUAUUAAAAUUUCCUUGAUUUUAUUACUUGAUUUCAUAUUAAGAAAGCUGAAACACUGAGGCCAGAGAAUAAAAACUGUGGAAUUGUCCAAAUGCUUAUGGUCAGGACUGUAAAUCUGUUGUAUAGAUCAUACUUAACAGUACAAAUGGUCCUUAGUCAUAUCAAUAAAUUUCUGUUUACACUACAUUGUACAACAUAUUUUUUAAUGCUGUUUUUUCUUUUGUAAUCUAUUUUAAAAAAUACAUUACUAUCAAAAGUU